AGGGGCAAAAAGUGACACGAAACAACGUCUGAGAAAUUCUUGAAAAAUUCCUUUUUUGAUUUUUUUGAGACAUUUUUCACGCCCAAAAUACCCGGAAAAUCUCGGGAAAAACUGUGAUUUCACCAUUGUAUCCUUGUAUUGCUGUUUUGUAGUUCUUUUCUGGAGAUUUAAAAAGAAAUUUGUGGUGCGAAAAAGUUAAUUUGACAGCAAAAGUUCCACGCAAAGUAUCCGCGGAAGAAGAGUGGGAAUUUCCUGAAAUCAGGCUAGUCCAGCUGUGAGUUCCUCCAGCUGUGAAUUAUGUGGUGUGUCCCUGCCAAUGUCCGCUAGACAUCGUUUUCCCGGCCAUGAGUCCGGUGACAGUGUGAUAACAUUUGUGAAUGUUGAGGAGGAAGACGAGAAUAAGUACGAGAAGAAGAAGGCAGGGUGGUCAUUCAAUCCAGGCCAAUUGUCUGCAUCGAUAAAAGCCUUUGCAGGUAGCAGUACUACAGCUCCGGAAGCACCAAAGCCACCACAACUUGUCAAGGAAACAACCCCGGACGAGGGGGAAGAUUUUGAUUUUUUGCACAGCACCGAAGAGGAAAUAGUCGUGAUGACGGCACGGGAUCGCACGUUGGAAUUCUCAAAUGCCAUCCGUUCGAUGCAGGGGCGCAAUAUUGCGCGAGCUGUUAACAUUCGUGAUCCACGGAAGGCAAAACAGAUGCAGAGCUAUUCGGAAUUUAUGAUGGUGGCCAAGCAAAUUGGGAAGAAUAUUGCCAGCACGUAUGCAAAGCUGGAGAAAUUGACACUCCUGGCCAAGCGGAAGUCCCUCUUUGACGAUCGACCCGUGGAGAUUCAGGAGCUGACGUACAUCAUCAAGGGGGACCUCAAUUCGCUCAAUCAGCAAAUUGCCAAACUCCAGGAGAUCGGGAAGAGUCAGCGACGCUCGACCAAUGGGAAGCAUCUCCUGUCACAUUCCUCAAAUAUGGUGGUAGCUCUGCAGGCUAAGCUGGCCAACAUGAGCAAUGAUUUCAAGCAAAUCCUCGAGGUACGCACGGAAAAUCUCAAGCAUCAGAAGACACGACGGGAUCAAUUCAGUCAGGGUCCUGUGACCAAUACCCUGCCGCCAUCCUCCAUGCGAGGAUCCACCCAAGGGAGCCUUUUGCUGAGUGAACAAGAUCAGGAUUCUGUUUCCAUCUCCCUGGGGGAUAAUGCUUCAGCAUCACAACCACUCCUGCCACGGCAGCAGAUGCAACAGCAAUUAAUGCUGUACGAUGAGUCCGAUAAUUACGUUCAGCAACGCGCUGAAACGAUGCAAAACAUCGAGAGUACCAUCGUGGAAUUGGGUGGGAUCUUCCAGCAGCUGGCACACAUGGUGAAGGAGCAAGAGGAGAUGGUGGAGCGCAUCGACAGCAACAUUCAGGACACAGAGCUGAACAUCGAAGCUGCCCACGGGGAAAUUCUCAAGUAUUUCCAGAGUGUGAGCAAAAAUCGUUGGCUUAUGAUUAAAAUCUUCGGCGUGCUCAUUCUCUUCUUCAUCUUCUUCGUGGUCUUCAUGGCGUAGCCAAGUUUAUUCCCCAGUUCCCUCCCCCAUUUAACAAUCCUGUAAAAAUGUUUAUGUCAAGGAUUUAUUUAAAAAAGAAA
Messenger RNA from Lutzomyia longipalpis, 1620 nucleotides. It is a transcript of the gene Syx5, whose product is annotated as syntaxin-5. Bases 317 to 1540 code for a protein of 407 amino acids. Gene Ontology annotation, molecular function: SNAP receptor activity; SNARE binding. Gene Ontology annotation, cellular component: SNARE complex; Golgi membrane; endomembrane system. The transcript has 2 exons. The record is from RefSeq and is a predicted model, not a curated record. Lineage: Eukaryota; Metazoa; Arthropoda; Insecta; Diptera; Psychodidae. Gene Ontology annotation, biological process: endoplasmic reticulum to Golgi vesicle-mediated transport; vesicle fusion; intracellular protein transport.